Molecule: messenger RNA, 1533 nt
Organism: Capsicum annuum
Lineage: Eukaryota; Viridiplantae; Streptophyta; Magnoliopsida; Solanales; Solanaceae
Product: transcription factor BIM2
Exons: 8
Coding region: 354-1340 (328 amino acids)
Biological process (GO): DNA-templated transcription
Molecular function (GO): protein dimerization activity; DNA-binding transcription factor activity
Source: RefSeq, a predicted model, not a curated record
AGGUUGUGAAUCAUCAAAUACAUGUGAAUUAAUUUGUUAAUGGUGGAGAAAAUCAAAACAGAAUGGUUCCGCUUACUCAAAACUAAAAGGGAUGCCGCUUACUACUAAAAUUUUAAUUAAAAUAAAUCACAUGUGCCAUGACAAACAAUUUAGGCAAAGCCAUGAUAGUAAUUCCAUAGUUAACGGAGUGUUUUUUUUUUAAGGAUUCACAUCAAAAAGCUAAUUUUCGACUUUCACUAAUCAAUACCACAAUCAAGAACCUGCAGCAGUAAGUACUACUAUUGCCAGCUACCCCGAAUCUCAAUUUCUCCCAUCAACACAAUUUUGCCAGAAAAGAAAAAGCUAUAGUCGCUAUGAAACGGAUGAAGGGUCAUCAAGAAGAGGAAGAAGCGGAGGAAGAUGAUGCUUGUAUCAAGAAAGAUGCCACACCUUCUAGUAGCAAUACCAAAGCUGGGAAGAAUAAUGACAAGGCUAGUGCAUUAAGGACCAAGCAUUCAGUGACAGAGCAGCGUCGGAGGUGCAAGAUCAAUGAGAGAUUUCAGGCAUUGAGAAAUCUGAUACCCCAUACCAAUCAAAAGCGAGACACUGCGUCAUUCUUGUUGGAGGUAAUUCAGUACGUACAAUUUUUACAGGAUAAGGUACAGAAGUAUGAAGGAUCAUAUCAGCCUUGGAGCUCAGAGCCUACAAAGCUUAUGCCAUGGAGGAACAGUCAUUGGCACAUGCAGAGUUUACCAGUACAGCCACAUGCCUUGAAGAAUGGUAUUGGUCCAGAAUCAACAUACCUGGGAAGGUUUGAUGAGAAUCCCGCAACUGUUACUUCUACAAUGCAACCAAAUCAGCAGAAUCCAAUUGAAUCUCAUACUAGCAGGGGCGUGUCAUUUAAAUCAAUGGAUCAACAGAAUGAACUAGCUAACAACUCAAUCACAACCACCAUUCCUCUGCAGUCUGGUAUGCCGAUGCCAAUGCCAAACAAUAGUGCCUUCUCAGAGCCUCAACCUAGACCAGUGUCUGAUCAAAGUUCCAACAUAGUUGAUGCUCUGAAUCAUCGAGAGGAUCUGGCAAUAGAUGGAGGCACAAUCAGCAUUUCAACUCCAUACUCAGAGGGGUUACUGGAUUCGGUGAUACAAGCACUGCUGUGUGCCGGUAUAGAUCUUUCAGAGGCUACUAUCUCAACGCAGAUUAAUUUUGGGAACCGGGCAAACCAAGGAAUGACCCCAGGGCCACCUAUUGCAAAGGAUAAUGAGAAUCCUACACCCUCUGGCAAACAACAUAUGGAUCAUUUCCGGGAGGCAAGCAGUGAUGAAGACUUGGAGCAAGCUCAGAAGAGGCUGAAGAUAUAGGUAUUACAAUAGCAUGGCCAUUCCCAGCUAAAUCAACUUAGUUACCAUAUGCUUCAAUAGAAAGUUCUAUGUAUAUUACAUUCUUUUUUUCCGUCCGAGUCAUGUUCAUAGAAACGUUCAUAGAUAUAAUCUUGCUUGUCUGCUGUAAUAUCUUGAAAUUCAGAUUUAUCAGAGGUUAAUAAUUGAUAUCUCA